GCAUCUGACUAUUCGCAUUUUCUUGUGUCCCAAACAUAUUUGGUAUAACCCUCAAUUAUGUCCCUCUAUAAAUAUAUCCACACAUGCAUUGGUAUUUUUACAAUUCAUCAAAGUCUCAAAGCAAAAUAAGCAAAAAUGAAAAAGGAAGGUCAUCAACACGGUUUCGUUCGGACCGGGAUGAUUCAUCCGCCAGGAUUUAGUCCAAGACCCUCCAACCAAUUCAUGAACCGGCUUGAUUCGCCACCGGCUUCAGGAGAACAUACCAAAGUGCCAUCAAAACCUACCCACCAUUCUAAAUUUACAGGAAAACAUGAGCGUUCCAAGUAUAGCAAUUGCCAUGUAUUGCCGGCUAUGAAGUCUGCUGACACAUCCAAGGGUCGCCAAAAGUUAAAGUCGACAGAUUGGUGGGUUGAUGAUAAGCUAGAUCGGCUCACCGGUUCGGGUGCCUCCUCUGCUAGAGAUAUUUUGGAUACAAUAGGUGGUGAAGGUUAUGGUGGUCAUGAUUAUGAUGAUGACGAUGACUGUUAAACAUUUCAUCAAGAAACUUGAAAGUUGUUUUUUUUCUUAUAUGUUGAAUUAGAUAACAUCUGAAAGACUAGUUUCGAAAAUAAAAAUGAAACAGCUAUGGAAAGAAAAAAGAAGAAGAUAUUUUCGAAUCAAUGCAAAAUUUGAUUAGUAUGA
Molecule: messenger RNA, 681 nt
Organism: Brassica napus (rape)
Lineage: Eukaryota; Viridiplantae; Streptophyta; Magnoliopsida; Brassicales; Brassicaceae
Exons: 1
Coding region: 136-528 (130 amino acids)
Source: RefSeq, a predicted model, not a curated record